This is a messenger RNA of Lathyrus sativus (Indian pea), 954 nucleotides long. Lineage: Eukaryota; Viridiplantae; Streptophyta; Magnoliopsida; Fabales; Fabaceae. The record is from the annotation of a GenBank genome assembly.
AUGGAAGUCUCAUGCAAGAUUUUGAGAAGAUCCGUUUAUGGUUUUCUUCAAAACUAUCACUAUUUUACUUCAUUAAUAGCUUUUCUUGUUUUUCCUUUCUCCGCUUCGAUACUCUUGUCACAAGCUUUCGUUCCUUCUCCUUCGUCUCUUUUGCCUCAAAUUUAUAACCGUUUAAGGAUUCUCUUUGAUGCUGCGGGUUUUCCUUCGUCUUCUUUAUUGUUCAAUAUUCUUAAUCUUAAGGUUUCUCAAACAAUUACUUGUUCAAUCUUUUCUCUUCCUUUUACACUCACUUUUCUUCUUGUUGCAAAAGCGUUGAUAAUUCAAGCGCUUAAACACAAUCACAAUAAAUCAGCUUCGUCUCCUUCGCUCACGUCGAUCGUAGCAGUUUACAAGCCGAUUUUCCUUACAUAUAUCUGCAACUGUUUCUUGAUUCUCUCAGCAAAUGCAUCUUCUUUUUGUCUCAUGUUUUUGGCUUUUAGUUUCGUUGAAACGCUUGGAUACUCGACGCCUGGUUUCCUUCUCUUCAUGUCAGCAACCGGAGCAGUUCUCUUUUCCGUGAUUCUUGCCAAUGCACUUGUGAUUUGCAACAUGUCACUUGCUCUAUCUGGUAUGGAAGGACAUGGAGGAUACUCCGCGAUUCUUAAAGCUUGUAUCUUGAUGAAGGGAAAGACAUCAAUGGCUUUGUUCUUAGCACUUCCUGUUAAUGUUGCCUUGGCUGCUAUUGAGGCCUUGUUUCACUUCAGGGUUGUUAGGGAAUAUAAUAUUGUUGGAGAGGCAAAACCUUUUGUGGUUUUAGAAGGGAUUUUCAUUGCGUACUUGUACUCAAUCUUCAUCAUUCUUGACACUACUGUGAGCUGCUUGUUUUACAAAAGAUUGAAGACAGAAUCAUGGAUUAUUCAAGAUGAGGACAACUAUGGUUAUAUUGGCGACAAGAAUUUCGAAGAUCUACCGUAA